AUGAAACUCAGCAGCAUUCCUAGAUUUUCCAGUACCAGCACCAGCAAGGAAAAAAUAGGUCGUAUUCCUCCAGACUGCAACUCUCCAAACUCAUUAUUCAUUGAUCGUAAAGCCAAUCGCAUUUCUGACAAAACCAUCCUCGAAGUUUUUGCCAAAGAUCUCCUGGGCACUGCCUUCUUCCCAUCUGAACAGUUUGUUCAACUCACUUUCAAGGACUUGGAAACCUAUGAAAAAUACUUACACAACCUCUCUUUCACUGUUAAGGACAAAACUUACCACCUUUCUCCUCCUAAGCAUAUCCCUAGAUCAUCUCUCACUAUUCACCUGCAUGGUCUUCCAAUCCUUCCCAAACCAACUAUCAGCAAAGCCAUCUAUGAUGCUCUUUCUGAGUAUUGUAAUGUCCAAGAUGUUGCACCAGUUCUCAUUAAAGGAACAGAACUUAUCACUCCAAAAUGGGAUGCUGUUGUUACUCCAAUCUCUCACAAACAGAUUCCUGUUCACUUGAAUAUCCUUGAUUCAUCUAUUGCCCUUACUUGGAUCAAUUCAUCCAAAAUUUGCCUCU
This is a messenger RNA of Paraglomus occultum, 562 nucleotides long. Lineage: Eukaryota; Fungi; Glomeromycota; Glomeromycetes; Paraglomerales; Paraglomeraceae. The record is from the annotation of a GenBank genome assembly.